Messenger RNA from Osmia bicornis bicornis, 1932 nucleotides. RefSeq names its product importin subunit alpha (gene Pen). The coding region runs from base 198 to 1760 and encodes 520 amino acids. The record is from RefSeq and is a predicted model, not a curated record. Gene Ontology annotation, cellular component: cytoplasm; nucleus. Lineage: Eukaryota; Metazoa; Arthropoda; Insecta; Hymenoptera; Megachilidae. Gene Ontology annotation, biological process: NLS-bearing protein import into nucleus. The transcript is spliced from 8 exons. Gene Ontology annotation, molecular function: nuclear import signal receptor activity; protein binding.
UUCGUCUUUUCGAUCAACAGCAACAGCAACAGGUUCUUCAGUACAAAGAAACUUCUUCAUCAGCCAUUGCGUAUUUGACCAUAUUUGACGCGCGGGUCGUGAUCACUGUGUAGAAGUCUGAUGAUUUAUGAUUUGAUCGUUUUCUUCUAAUAUUUAUUGAUAUAUUUACGAGAAAGAUAUUCUAUUUAAGUUGAAAAAUGCCUGCAUCAGAAGCUGAUUGUCAUAGCCGUAAAGCUGUCUUCAAAUUUAAUAAUAAACAUGAAGAGGCACGAAGAAGAAGGAAUGAAAUAUCAGUAGAAUUGCGUAAAGCUAGAAAAGAUGAACAGUUACUAAAACGGCGAAAUUUAAACAUUGGAAAAGAGCCACAAACUCCUGUAGAGGAUAAUAAUCUUUCACCUCUUACAACAUCUAUAGAUGAAAUCUUUGAUGGUAUGAAAUCUUCAGAUGAAACAGUUCUACUUCAAGCAACUCAAGCAUGCAGAAAGAUGUUAAGUCGAGAAAAGAAUCCUCCCAUUGACAGCAUGAUAAAACGAGGAAUUGUUCCAAAAUGUGUUGAAUUUUUGGAUUGUCACCAUAAUGCUGCAUUGCAGUUUGAAGCAGCAUGGGCACUGACUAAUGUGGCAUCAGGAACAUCGGAGCAAACUCAUGUUGUUGUUAAACAUGGUGCUAUACCAAAGUUAGCAGCACUCCUUAAAUCUGCAUCACCUAAUGUUGCUGAGCAAGCUGUAUGGGCACUUGGAAAUAUUGCUGGAGAUGGUCCAAUGGCUCGUGAUCUUGUUCUUGCAUACGAUACUAUGUCACUUUUAUUAGAGUUAAUUAAACCUGAUAUUUCUGUAACGUUUACUCGUAAUAUCGUAUGGACACUAUCAAAUUUAUGCCGUAAUAAAAAUCCACCGCCUCCGUUUGAAAUUGUACGAACUGCUCUACCAGUAUUAAAUCGUUUGCUCAGCAAUCCCGAUAAAGAUGUACUGUCUGAUGCUUGCUGGGCCCUUUCAUACCUCACCGACGGUUCUAAUGAUAAAAUACAAGCGGUUGUUGAAUCUGGAGUUAUUCCAAAGCUUGUAGAAUUACUUUCUUCGCCUGAAGUUACAGUUCUAACUCCAGCACUUCGUGCAGUUGGAAAUAUAGUUACAGGCAAUGAUAUGCAAACAGAUGCAAUAAUUUCAGCAGGUGGUUUACAACAUUUAGGAUUACUACUGCAACAUCAUCGUAUUAAUAUUGUUAAAGAGGCAGCAUGGACUAUCAGUAAUAUUACUGCUGGUAACAUGGAACAAAUUCAGCAUGUCAUUAAUGCUGGUCUGUUACCACCUUUAAUACACGUUUUACAAUCUGGAGAUUUUAAAUCACAAAAGGAAGCAGCAUGGGCUGUAACAAAUUUAACUUCUGGCGGAUCAGUUCAGCAAUUAGCACAACUAGUACAACUAGGAGUAUUAGCGCCAUUUUGUAAGCUGUUAGAAGCCAAGGAGUGGAAAACGGUACUUGUUGUUCUAGAUGGUUUAACUAAUAUUUUGAAUGCGGCAGAAAAAAUGGGAGAAGUUGAUCGAGUGGCUCUUAUGAUAGAGGAAGUUGGAGGUAUAGAUAAAUUGGAGGACCUUCAACACCAUGAAGUAGAAGAGGUGUACCAAAAAGCUAUAGCGAUGAUAGAUACGUUCUUCUCAGAUGGGGACGCCGAGGAAUCAGUAUUAACAUCUGCAGCAGUAACUGACGGCCAAUUGGAAUUUAAACCAACUGAGGAUACGCAGAAAGAUUUUAAUUUUUAAAAUUUCUUUUUGCUCUAUCCCUUCCGUUGGUUUAAUCGAUUUGAAGCACACUAAUAUAUUAAAUGGCGUAUAAGUAAUUAUAAAAGUUUAAAAGUUAAAAUCAGAAAACUAUAAAUUUACCGUCUUUUGUCAUCUAAGACAGAUAUUAAACACAAUUUUUUGUCUUUUUUUU